AGAGGGCAACAGAAGUGGUUAGAGGGCUGGGGAACGGGACUUAAUGAGGAGAGGCUGAGGGAACUGGGUUUGUUUAGUCUGAAGAAGAAAAGACUGAGGGGGAUUUACCUUUCAGGCAGUUGGUUACAAAGAGGACAGAGCUAAACUGUUCUCAGUGGUGGCAGAUGACAGAACAAGGAGUAACGGUCUCCAGUUGCAGCAAGGGAAGCUUAGGUUGGAUGUUAGGAAAAACGUUUUCAUUAGUAAAGGGUAGUCCAGCACUGGAACGGGUUACCCAGAAAGGUGGGGGAAUCUCCAUCCUUGGAGGUUUUUAAGACCUUGGCUAGACAAAGCCUUGCCUGGGAUGGUCUAGGUGAGGAUGGUCCUGGUUUGAGCAAGGGGUUGGACUAGAUGACCUUCUGAGGUGCUUUACAAUUUUCUAUGAUUUUAUGGAUUAACCAGGGGGGUAUUUGUAUUUAGCCCUAGGCUCUCAGGGCCACCUAUACACAUGCUGGAGCAGGGAGGGGGUGUUGUUCGACAAGCUUUAGUUAAAGCACCCUGGCCCCAGUUUGAAACAUGGAUGCUGAAUAUGUGAGAGCCUGCAGCAUGCUGGAGCGUUCUGAUUAGAUUAAAUUGAGUCUGCUCCAGUGUGUUCUAACUAGAACGAGCACAUGGUGCCUUCCAGUCGCUGAAUUAAACCACUGACACGUGACGUGACCAUGAGGUAAACCAGUGACACUAAUGGCAACCUCGGUUGUAAGGCAGAUUUUGUUCUUGAAAAUUGACUCUGAAGGGGUCUUGCUACAUUUGGUGUUCUCUUACAUGCUAAGAUGGUCACCAUCUUGAAACAAAACCCAAGUUGUUAAUGCUGAAGGCACAGGGUAGACUGGCUGAGAACACUAUGGCUCGCUCUGAUUUCUAUUUUAAGCUUGAACGUCUUGUAGGCCCCUCAAAGUGUGAGACUGCAAAGAAAAUGGCCUUCUGAAUGAUCAGGCCUCAAGAAACCAAGCAAGCCUUUGCCCCUACAUAUAAGAUGGAUGGUGAUAGUUCUACAACAGAUGCUUCUCAGUUAGGAAUUGCAGGAGAGUACAUUGGUGGCAGUCACUAUGUAAUACAGCCUCAUGAUGACACAGAGGACAGCAUGAAUGAUCAUGAAGACACAAAUGGCUCAAAAGAGAGUUUUAGAGAACAAGAUAUAUAUCUUCCAAUUGCAAAUGUGGCAAGGAUAAUGAAAAAUGCCAUACCUCAGACAGGAAAGAUUGCUAAAGAUGCAAAGGAGUGUGUACAGGAAUGUGUAAGUGAAUUCAUCAGCUUUAUAACAUCUGAAGCAAGUGAGAGGUGUCAUCAAGAGAAACGAAAGACGAUCAAUGGAGAGGAUAUUCUCUUUGCCAUGUCUACGUUGGGAUUUGACAGUUAUGUUGAACCUUUAAAGCUGUAUCUCCAAAAGUUCAGAGAGGCAAUGAAAGGAGAAAAAGGUAUUGCAGGAACAGUUACAACUGCAGAUGGUCUUGGUGAGGAGCUCACAGAGGAAGCAUUUACUAACCAGUUGCCAGCAGGUUUAAUAACUACAGAUGGCCAGCAACAAAAUGUUAUGGUUUAUACAACAUCUUAUCAACAGAUCUCUGGAGUUCAACAAAUUCAGUUCUCAUGAUGUGAAGGCAACUUUGGAUCUGAGAUCAUGAGACAGAAAAGCUGUACAAUUCUAAAGAGACAUGAGUUUAAAAUGACUGGUGAACAGAGAUUUAUCUCUUUGUAUAUUAAUUAGCUGUAAUGUAGCUACCUGAGGCUUGACUAAUUGAGGUGUGAAUUCUGACUCAAAUCUUUUUUCAUGAAUGAUUUUAAAAAUUGGAUUUUAAAGGUAUUAAAGUAUUUUUGUUUUGUACAAGAGUUUGUUGCUCUGUAUAACUCCUGUAUGCAUUGUAUAUUGCAAUUUAUUACUGUCAGAGAUUUGUAGACAGUUUCUUAUUUUCAUAUUGAAUCAUGUUACUUUUGUAAUUCAAGUAAACAGCUGGGUUAAUUCAUGCUUACCCUUUGAAUAAAAUACAAGGGUAAAGUUAA
Molecule: messenger RNA, 2037 nt
Organism: Alligator sinensis (Chinese alligator)
Lineage: Eukaryota; Metazoa; Chordata; Crocodylia; Alligatoridae
Gene: NFYB
Product: nuclear transcription factor Y subunit beta
Exons: 7
Coding region: 965-1630 (221 amino acids)
Biological process (GO): regulation of transcription by RNA polymerase II
Cellular component (GO): nucleus; CCAAT-binding factor complex
Molecular function (GO): protein heterodimerization activity; RNA polymerase II cis-regulatory region sequence-specific DNA binding; DNA-binding transcription activator activity, RNA polymerase II-specific
Source: RefSeq, a predicted model, not a curated record